Penicillium soppii is the source of this 1305-nucleotide messenger RNA. RefSeq names its product aspartate aminotransferase. The transcript is spliced from 4 exons. Gene Ontology annotation, biological process: L-aspartate biosynthetic process. Gene Ontology annotation, molecular function: pyridoxal phosphate binding; L-aspartate:2-oxoglutarate transaminase activity. The record is from RefSeq and is a predicted model, not a curated record. Bases 1 to 1305 code for a protein of 434 amino acids. NCBI's taxonomy places the organism in Eukaryota, Fungi, Ascomycota, Eurotiomycetes, Eurotiales, Aspergillaceae. Gene Ontology annotation, cellular component: cytosol.
AUGACUUCACCUUCCUCCGCAAAAGAUCGCCUUUCCAACAUCUCCUCACACAUCAUGGCUUCCUCCAAUCCCUCAGUAUUCACUGCGGCCCUCGUGGCUGCCGCCCCCGAAGAUCCUCUAUUCGGACUCAUGAAAGCCUAUCGCGAAGACCCCUCCGAUAAGAAGGUCGACCUGGGAAUCGGUGCAUACCGCGACAACAAUGCGAAGCCCUGGAUUCUGCCCGUCGUCAAGAAGGCCGAUGACGCCAUCCACAACGACCCCAGCCUGAACCACGAAUAUCUCUCAAUCGGCGGCCUGGCAGACUUCACCAGCGCCGCACAAAAACUCAUCGUGGGCGCCGACAGCCCCGCCAUCAGGGAAAAGCGCAUCUGCUCCCUGCAAACAAUCUCGGGAACCGGCGCCGUCCACCUAGGCGGCCUCUUCCUCUCGAAAUUCCACCCCAACAAGCCCUCAAUCUACCUCUCUAACCCCACCUGGGCCAACCACAACCAGAUCUUCACAAAUGUCGGCCUAACCCUAGCAAAGUACCCCUACUUCUCCCCGCAGACCAAAGGCCUAGACUUCAGCGGCAUGAUCGCCGCGCUCGAAGCCGCCCCGCACGGCUCCGUGAUCCUUUUGCACGCCUGCGCGCACAAUCCCACAGGCGUAGACCCCACACAGGACCAGUGGAAGCAGAUUGCAUCGGUGAUGCAGGCGCGCCGCCACUUCCCAUUCUUCGACACGGCCUACCAGGGCUUUGCGUCUGGGGAUUUGGUGCGCGACUCGUGGGCGAUCCGGUACUUCGUGGAGCAGGGUUUCGAGCUGUGUGUUGCGCAGUCGUUUGCGAAGAAUUUCGGGCUUUACGGCGAGCGGACGGGCGCGUUCCACUUUGUUUCUGCGCCUGGGCCGGACGCGGAGGUUUCGACUGCGCAUGUUGCGUCGCAGUUGGCGAUCUUGCAGCGCUCCGAGAUCUCGAACCCGCCUGCUUACGGGGCUCGGAUUGCGAGUCGGGUGCUUAAUGACCCUGUGCUGUUUAAGGAGUGGGAGGAUGAUUUGCGGACUAUGAGUGGGCGGAUUGUGGAGAUGAGGACUGGGUUGAGGGAGCGGUUGGAGGCUAAGGGCACGCCUGGUAAUUGGGAUCAUAUCACUUCGCAGAUUGGAAUGUUCAGCUUCACGGGCUUGACGGAGGAGCAGGUUUCGAGGCUGCGGUCGAAGUGGCAUGUUUACAUGACGAAGAAUGGUCGUAUUUCUAUGGCUGGCCUGAACACGAAUAACAUCGACUACUUCGCUGAGGCCGUUGAUAGCGUUGUGCGUGAGUCUUCUUAG